GAUGUCCAUGAGGAGCCCCGGCUCUGCCCAGCUGGCCCUGGAGGGCGUUGGCACCAUGGUGAACUGUACUGUCAAGUCAGAGGGGAGGAAGGAGCCUUGCCAGGAGGCCCUCCAGGGCUCAGCCGCUACAGCCGAACCCCAGCCUGGAGACCCAGCCCGGGCCCCUCAGGAUGGUGCUGACCCCCCAGCUCCAGCCCAGGACUGCAGCUCGCCAGAGAGCGACGGGUCCCCAGGGCCCAGGAGACCAGGAGGUCCUGCAGCUGCUUCUGGAAGCCAGGAGAAGCUGGACUUCCACCGGAACUUAAAAGAAGUUGUGCCGGCCAUCGAGAAACUGCUCUCCAGUGACUGGAAGGAGAGGUUUCUGGGAAGGAGUUCCGUAGAAACCAAAGAUGUCAAAGGGACCCAGGAGAGCCUGGCGGAGAAGGAGCUCCAGCUUCUGGUCAUGAUCCACCAGCUGUCCAGCCUGCGGGACCAGCUGCUGACGGCGCACUCGGAGCAGAAGAGCGUGGCCGCCAUGCUGCUGGAGAGGCAGCAGCAGCAGAUGGAGCUGGCGCGGCAGCAGCAGGAGCAGAUCGCCAAACAGCAGCAACAGCUGAUUCAGCAACAGCAUAAAAUCAACCUCCUCCAGCAGCAGAUCCAGCAGGUCAACAUGCCUUAUGUCAUGAUCCCAGCCUUCCCCCCGAGCCACCAGCCUCUGCCUGUCACCCCCGACUCCCAGCUGGCUUUACCCAUUCAGCCCAUCCCCUGCAAGCCAGUGGAGUACCCGCUGCAGCUGCUGCACAGCCCCCCUGCCCCCGUGGUGAAGAGGUCUGGGGCGCUGGCCGCCCACCACCCCAUGCAGGAGCCCUCCCAACCCCUGAACCUCACAGCCAAGCCCAAGGCCCCCGAGCUGCCUAACACCUCCAGCUCCCCGAGCCUGAAGAUGAGCACCUGUGGACCCCGUCCCCCCAGCCAUGGGGCCCCCACACGGGACCUGCAGUCCAGCCCCCCCAACCUGCCGUUGGGCUUCCUUGGUGAAGGGGACGCUGUCACCAAAGCCAUCCAAGAUGCUCGACAGCUGCUCCAUGGCCAUGGCGGGGCCUUGGAAGGCUCCUCCAAUGCCCCCUUCCGGAAGGACCUCAUCAGCCUGGACACAUCCCCAGCCAAGGAGCGGCUGGAGGAGAGCUGUGUGCACCCCCUGGAUGAAGCCGUGCUGGGCUGUGACAUGGAUGGUUCCCGCCACUUUCCUGAGUCCCGAAACAGCAGCCACAUCAAAAGACCCAUGAACGCCUUCAUGGUGUGGGCCAAGGACGAGCGGAGGAAGAUCCUCCAAGCCUUCCCAGACAUGCACAACUCCAGCAUCAGCAAGAUCCUCGGCUCUCGCUGGAAGUCUAUGAGCAACCAGGAGAAGCAGCCCUACUACGAGGAGCAGGCGAGGCUGAGCCGGCAGCACCUAGAAAAAUACCCUGACUACAAGUACAAGCCGCGGCCCAAGCGCACGUGCAUCGUGGAAGGCAAGAGGCUGCGCGUGGGCGAGUACAAGGCCCUAAUGAGGACCCGACGCCAGGAUGCCCGCCAGAGCUACGUGGCCCCCCCGCAGGCUGGCCAAGUGCAGAUGAGCUCCUCAGACGUCCUGUACCCUCGGGUGGCAGGCAUGGCCCUGGCACAGCCCCUGGUGGAGCACUAUGUGCCCCGGAACCUGGACCCUAACAUGCCUGUCAUCAUCAACGCCUGCAGCCUCAGGGAGGAGGGCGAGGCCACAGAAGACAGGCACUCGGUGGCCGACGGGGAGAUGUACCGGUACAGUGAGGGUGAGGACUCAGAGGGCGAGGAGAAGAGCGACGGGGAGUUGGUGGUGCUCACGGACUGACGUCGGCUGGGCGGGCCCGGGCCUCUUCCCUGGGGAAGACGUGGCCCCAAGAUAGGCACAGCCUGCCGACCUGGACCAUGUUGGUACUCGGACUUGGACAUGCCUGGGAGGUGGGCACAGCUGUGUACCUGUAGAUACAUCCGUGAUGGGAGAGGCCCCCACCCACCACAUCUGAGGAGCUGUUGGCUUAGGUGUGCAGCACUUGCAUGGUGGUAGUGGGCCAGCCACCUGAGCUCCUUAGCCUCUGCGGCUCAUGGCCAGGGGACACUGGAUGACCCCUCUUGCAGGUCUACCCAGCCCAGGGGUGUGGCAGCUCCAGACCUGUCCCCCUGGGGCCAUAUGCUUUGUCUCCAUUCUUGUCCUGGCUGGACCAGCCACUGUGGGACCAACACCCUCCCAAAUCGCCCCUCCAUCACCAGGACCACUUUGUUCUUUGAGCAAAACGGUCUAGCUUCCCUCCUGUCUCUGUUUCCUGCCGAGCCAUUUGUGCCUCUGGCUGCUCUAUGUGUGUGUGUGAUGUAUGUGUGCGUAUGUGCAUGUGUGUGUUUGCAUCUGUUCAUUCAUUGCACAAGGUAUUUAUUGAGUGCCCACUAUGUGCCAGGCUCUGUUGCUGAGUUCCUGUGGGUGCGUCUCUUGAUGCCACUCUGGCUUCUUGGGGGCCUCUUUCUGUGCUUCUUUGUCCCCAAAUUGCUACCUCUUUGUCAGUCUGGGUGUCUCAGGUUCUGUGUGUUCUGUGUGUAUCUCUGUCCUUGUUUCUCUGCAGGGCCCUUUUUGUGUCUCCCUCUCUUGGUGUCUGCCUCUGCCCUCUCAGUGCCCACUGGUCACACAGGUCUCUGUGGACCCCUGGCCUGCCCUUGGGCCCACCAGCGCCCUGAUCUCCACCGUCCACCCCUUCACUCCCUCCCCGACUCCUCUGGUCAGUUCCCACGGAGCCAUUUUUAGCUCCGAGCAGCAUGGGAAUACGCUCAGCCGCCAAGGGCCUGUGCCCUGGUACCCAGCCCCUGGUCCCAGCCUGAAUGCCUGGAGUGGGGGCAGGGGAUUGGUGGUGCCCCCUUCCUGUGUGCGACACAAGCCCUGGAGAGCGGGGCUCCCACGGCAGCUGGUCUCCAUUCCUCCCUCAUGAGCAGGGCGUGGGAGGGCCCCCCAUUCUUGGCUGGGGAGAAGGCUUGGGCUUGUCUGCCUGUUCUCUGCUCCUGCCUCAGCCCUGAUCAUUUUCACAAGUUAUUCUGCCAAGAAAAUCAAAAUCCCAUUGGCACCUGACUCCAAAGAUCCAGAACAGCCCUCGGGUAAGGGUGGGGAGGGAACCCCAAAUCCUACAGGGGCAGAUGUGGUAAGCCUGCCUGCCUCCCGUAUUCUCCCCUCACCCCCCACCCCAUGCCCAACUUCUCUCCAGGCUGUUUCUUUUUUUAUGACUGUAAACAUAGAUAGUGCUUUAUUUUGUUAAUAAUAAGAUAAUGAGUAACUUAACCAGCACCUUUCUCCUGUUUACACUCGGGGAAUUUUUUUUGUUUUCUGUUGGCAUAAUAAAAACCAUUUCAGAAUCUG
Molecule: messenger RNA, 3394 nt
Organism: Manis javanica (Malayan pangolin)
Lineage: Eukaryota; Metazoa; Chordata; Mammalia; Pholidota; Manidae
Source: RefSeq, a predicted model, not a curated record